This is a messenger RNA of Panthera uncia (snow leopard), 6337 nucleotides long. RefSeq names its product alpha 1,4-galactosyltransferase (P blood group) (gene A4GALT). Bases 4393 to 5454 code for a protein of 353 amino acids. The record is from RefSeq and is a predicted model, not a curated record. Gene Ontology annotation, biological process: protein O-linked glycosylation. Lineage: Eukaryota; Metazoa; Chordata; Mammalia; Carnivora; Felidae. The transcript has 2 exons. Gene Ontology annotation, molecular function: acetylglucosaminyltransferase activity.
UUUUUAAAGUUUAUUUAUUUUUGAGAAAGAGAGAGACAGAGUGCUAGUGGGGGAGGGGCAGAGAGAGAGGGAGACACAGAAUCCGAAGCAGACUUCAGGCUCCCAGCUGUCAGCCCAGAGCCUGAUGCAGGGCUCGAACUCACAAACUGUGAGACUGUGACCUGAGCUGAAGUCGGCCGCUUAACUGACUGAGCCACCGAGGCGCCCCCAACUAUAGUGAAUGUUUAAACCAUAGUGAAUAGUUUCUCUACAUAGGAGAACAUUAGUGUUCCUUCCCCUUUUCAUUCUUGUAGCUUCCUUAUAUGGACACUGUGUUUAUUCCUUUAACCAUUGUUUUUUAUAUUCAAAUCGGUUGAAUUUUCCUGGAUCAGCAUUUAACAGGAGGUUUUGGUAGAAAUUGGGAGACAGGCCAGGCAAGUUCUCUAAGUUUCUCUGUUGAAAGACUCCCUCCUCUGCUUUUAUGGAAAUGGAUUGUUCUUUAAAAUACAACCCUUCUCAGGACCCAGUGCUGUUUUGCCUCACAGAACGCAACCGGGUUCAAGGGGACACCUGCCUCCAUCCUCGAACUCUCCUGGUUCAUCCAGGCUACAUCUCUCUUCUGACUUACUCGUCUUCCUUUUAGAAGUGGCGAUCUCUACGAUCUUCCACUUCCGGGCCCCCCCACCCCCCCGUUCCUCCCCACCUCACCGCUGUAUCUGCUGGACUCAGGUCCAGCUUUGCGAGUUAGAGUUUAUGGGUUUUUCACGCCCCGGGUUUUGCUAAAGCUGUAAGUUGUGGCUUAUUUUCUCUUUCCUGUGUUGCUCUGUAUGACAUCAGCAGGGGGGGAAAGAUCCAGAACCAAGAAUCUGCCUUAUUCCUAUUGGAAAAAGAAGUCUCUACCUCCCUACCUCCCUGGCUUUAGAACAUCUUAUAGGCUCUGGAGGAGGAACACUUUAUAACCUCCAUUCUGAAAAAGUGCAGGAUGUACCAGUUUCAAACACAGCGGGAUCCAGAUGUAAAGAUGAUGUCAUCGUGCCUCUCUCUCUCCGUCUCUUGGCUCUGUUGCCUCUGGGCCGGCUUCAGCCUCAGCCAGGCUCUCCCCUCCGGCUCGGGCCUCAUCUUAGAGACCCCACUGGAAAGCUCCUGACUCUGCUUGGCCCGCACUGGGUUACAGGCCCUGCCCCCAGCUACUCACUGUGGCUGGAGAACGUGACAUUAGGCAGAUCUGAACGUGUGCCGCCCCCAAGAGCUAGAGAGUGGGGUCUGUGGGGCAGAGGUGGUCCCUCAAAGGCAAUCAGGAUACUUUUAUCAGCAGAGGGGGGACGGAUGCUGGGCAGGCAAAGCCUGCCACGCCAUGUCCACUGGGACUCCCCAGUGCUGUCCUGCCACGCAGAGAGGCCCCCCCAGGCACAUUCUCCACGGAGCUGCCGUUUCAGGGAUGUUCCAGGCAGUGUGUGACCUGAGAGGGGCUCUGAGUCUCCAGGACAGAGAGACACAGAAAGGAGGUGUCGUGGCCUCAGAGAAGAUUGUCGUGUCCUAACCCUGCAACACGUGAAUGUGACCUCCUUUGGGAAAAGGGUCUUUGCAGGCGUUACUAAGUUAAGGAUCUCGAGUUAAGGAAAUGAUCCCGUGUUAGUGAGGUGGGCCAUAAGUACAAUGACAAGUGUCCUUACAAGAGACAGAGGGGAAGACCGCGUGAAGACAGAGGCAGAGAUUGGAGGAAGCGGCCACAAGCCCAGGAAUGCCUGGAGCCACCAGAAACUGGGAGAAGCAAGGAACGGUUCUCCCCCGGAGAACGAGAAGGGGCGUGGUCCCGCUGACACCUUGGAUUUGGACCUCCACUCUGCAGAGCUGUGAGAAGAUCCGUGUCUGCGUUCAGCCUCAGAGCUGUGGUCAUCAGUUUCCGCAGCCACAGGAAGCCGAUACAGGAUGCUGAUCAGAGUCUCGCACAUCUCCUUGGUUUUGUGGUUUGAGACUUCUGCUGGGCUGUCAGCCUCCUGCAGCAGCUCGAGGAAGGCCCGGGGAGGGGACGUUUCUUGCAGAGGGGUAGGAAGAGCUCCCUAAGGGUGUCAGUUCCACUCUCUGCUGCUGCGAGACCCUGGCCAAAUCCCUUACCGUCUCUGGGCCUCUGUGUCCCCCUUGGGAUAUCAGACUCUCCAAGGGCCUAGCUCUGGAACCCCAGGAACAGUGAGCACCUUUCCUGGUAGUAAGUCGUUCAGGAAGUGUGGACUGUGACCAUCGCCGCGACCCUGUUCUGUCUGGGUCAUGGUCAGCCAGCACUGGGCUGAGCUGGGCUGGACCUGGGAGCCGAGGGAAGGGCAGAGGGAGAUGCCCCUACUGUGGGCCGUGAAUGAAUGACAAUCUUCAGGUAGUGGGGCCAUUCCAAGGCCCUGGGCUGGUCCCUGAUGCUGAUGCUCCUGACGUGGGGCCCUGAAAACUAAUGCAAGGGCCAAGCCCACAGGGAGCGGUCAGGCCUUUGGCCCUUUGGCCUGCCGGCUGUGUGCUUCUCGCCCUCACGACCUGCCUGAGAUGGAUCAUGGGGGGCUGGGAGGGUCCCUGAGGAUGGGGAGCCACAGAAGAGCUCAGGGCAGGGAAGUGGCCACAGUUCACCAGCUAACUGGAAAUCUCUCCCCGGUGCAGGGCCGAAAGCGGUAGGCAGGGAGGCAGGAGGAGGAGCAGUGUGCCAGGCUCCACUGAGAAGGGUCAGGACUUGAGCCACAGCUGUGAGGCCCAUGCAGGGGGGCCAGGAGCAUGCUUCGGGCCUGAGGUCACACGGGUAUUUGGCUGUGGCCAACUUGGCCCCGCGCGUCGUUUCUAUUCCUGGGUCUUGGGCUCUAUCACCAAAUACGGUGUUGCUCGGGGCCGGUAGUGUCCCCUGCGGUCGGCGCGGGCUCAGGUGGCAAAUCCUAUCUCCCCAACAGGCCCAGACCCCACCCCACCCCACAGAAGGCCCAGAUCACCCCAACGCCUCGGGACCCCCGAGCAGCCAGGACCUUGCUCGAUCCAACUGUCUGUCCCCUGCUCGGUGUGGUUCACACUGGGUUAAAAAUACUCAAGACCAAAAUAGCCUCUCCUCGCAGGCGAAAACCAGGGCGGGGGAACACAAGGUUCUUGAUGUAUAUUGGCCCCACCACUCCUGACCCAGCCGCCGACCCCCAGGUCCCUCACACAGGCGCUCAACUGCUUUAUUCGGUCACAUGCUGAUUUGCUGGCUCGCUGACUUAUUCACUCAUUCACUCAUUCGUUCAUUCACUCGCUGAUCAUUCACUGAUCUGCUCCUUCACUCACUCGCUCCCACCUUCAUUCACCCACCCGCUGAGUCACUCCCUCCCUUGGUAUUUGUUCACUACCUUCCAAGAGUCAUCUCUUCUAGAUGCUGAACAAAAGGCAAAAAAUACCUGUCCUCGUGGGGUUAUGCUCCAAAUAAGUAACCCAAACAAACGAGUACCAAAUGUCCAGGAUGCUCGAUUAGGUGCCGCGAGCUCCACAGGGGACUAUGGAAGGGCUGGGGAGGCAUGAUUUUUGAGGACGAGAGGGAGGUGAGGGAACGAGCCAGGUAAACACUAUGGGAAGAGCAUUCCAAGCCGAGGGAACAGCAAGUGUGCAGGCCCUGAGAUGGCAGCACGGGGGUGGGCGGUGGGGUUGAGAAGGAGUGAGGAGGCCAGGCGUGGCUGGGGUAGGGCAAGUGGGGUGUGAGGUCAGGGACGGGGGCACCUGGGCGACCGGGGCCUCCCACAUCACUGAGGGUCUGAACAGAGGAAUGACGUGACCUGGCUUGUGUUUUUGAAGUGUCCCUCUGGCUGCCAGGGGAGUGAGUCAGUGAGCGAGCGGGUCCACGAGAGGAUGAAUCAGGUUGUGUGUCCCUACUAUGCGCCAAGGACUGAGCUGGGCUCUGGGGAGGGCAGGUGUGCAGGCACCCUUGGCGGUAUGGAGGCCCAUCUGGCUAAGGCCCCUCCAUCAGUGUGACCUCUCCAGAAGCCACCUUCCCUGGCCCCGCUGGGCCCUUUGCUCCAUUUCAACUGUGACUAGUGCAUUUCCAGAUGGUCCCCCCACACGCUGAGAGCUCCCCCAGGGCAGAGCCGCACCCAGCUCUCCCUUUCUCCCAAGUACAUUCCCUGUGGGGCCGAGACAGUCAACAAAUCAAUGAACAUCCCCCCUGUGCGGCUGGGGGCUGACUCCGUGAGCCCGCCACCCCCCUCACUCUGUGUCUCGCUGUGUCUUACAGAUGGAUUUGUGGACGCGGAGAGCUUGUGGAAGGGCCGUGUUCCUGUUGGCAGAGAAGGUUGGCUGCUGAGCCAGGGCGUGUCUCCAGGAGGGCUGCCCGGCGGCCCAGAUCCCCACCUCGCCGCCAUGGGCCGCCCAGGCUGACCAGCCAGUUCCCGCUGGAGGCUCCUGGUGUCAUCUGGGAAGAACAUGUCCAGGCCACCUGACUGCCUGCUGCGGCUGCUCCGGGGAGCCCCGAGGCAGCGGGUCUGCACCCUGUUUAUCAUCAGCUUCAAGUUCACGUUUUUCGUCUCCGUCAUGAUCUACUGGCACAUCGCGGGAGAGCCCGGCGGCCAGAGGGAGUUCUCUAACCUGCCUGCCGACGUCCCCUGCCCCCGGCUGGUGCCCCCUACGCCGAUCUCCAGCACCCCGCCUCCGGGCAACAUCUUCUUCCUGGAGACCUCAGACCGGACCAGCCCCAACUUCCUAUUCAUGUGCUCCGUGGAGUCGGCGGCCAGGGCUCACCCCGAGUCCCGGGUGGUGGUCCUGAUGAAGGGGCUGCCCGGCGGGAACGCCUCCCUGCCCCGGCACCUGGGGCUCUCGCUUCUGGGCUGCUUCCCCAACGUCCACGUGCUCCCGCUGGACCUGGAAGAGCUGUUCCGGGACACGCCGCUGGCGGCCUGGUACGCGGCCAGGCGACGCCGGUGGGAGCCUUACCUGCUGCCCGUGCUCUCCGACGCCUCCAGGAUCGCGCUCAUGUGGAAGUUCGGGGGCAUCUACCUGGACACGGACUUCAUCGUCCUCAAGAGCCUGCGGAAUCUGACCAACACGCUGGGCACUCAGUCCCGCUACGUCCUCAACGGGGCCUUCCUGGCCUUCGAGCGCCACCACGAGUUCAUGGCGCUGUGCAUGCGAGACUUCGUGGCCCACUACAACGGCUGGAUCUGGGGCCACCAGGGCCCGCAGCUGCUCACGCGGGUCUUCAAGAAGUGGUGCUCCGUCCGCAGCCUGGGUGACAGCCACGCCUGCCGCGGGGUCACCGCCCUGCCCUGUGAGGCCUUCUACCCCAUCCCCUGGCAGCACUGGAAGAAGUACUUCGAGGACAUCAGCCCCCAGGAGCUGCGCCGGCUGCUCAACGCCACCUACGCCGUCCACGUGUGGAACAGGAAGAGCCAGGGCACCCGCUUCAAGGCCACGUCCAGGGCACUGCUGGCCCAGCUCCAUGCCCGCUACUGCCCCACGACACACGAGGCCAUGAAGAUGUACUUGUGAGGGCCCUGCCGGGCCCCCCCCCAACCCUGCGCCCCACCCGGGCGUCCUGAUGGAGAGGGGCACCCGGUCACCUUUCCCCGGGGGAGGCGAGACGGGGCGGGGGGUGGUGGUGGUGCGGCCUGGGAGAGGGAGGCCCGAGUUGCUGCAGGCCAGGAUUUGGGGCAGGCUGGGGGGAGGGCGGGGAACUGUUGGCCCAGGAGGUGUUCUUGGAGGCCAUGCUGUAGGCCCCUGGAUACACUCCCUUCAGUGUGAGGCUGGUGGGACACCCCCAGGCCAGUGUGCUAUCUCAGGGUGGAGGCAGCCGGUCCCCGGGGGCGGGGACGGGUAGCGGCAGCCAGAAUCAGCUGGAGUGAGCCGGGUGAACAUCUGGGUCAUCUGGACGGCACACCAGAGCCGUCGUGAACAUCAAAUCGUCUUCCAGGGCAUCACAGGGAAGCCAGGCUGGUGGGGGCUGAGGUGCCCACCACGGGGGCGUGGAAAAACCCAAGAAAAGGGGAUAGGAAGGAGAGGGAGCUCCUGAGGAGCAGGGGGAGGCAGCCUGUAGGAGAGCCGGGGGUGCAAACCCAGCCUCGUGAACCCAGGUAGGUGCCUGGCUCUUUUCUGCCUUUGGUUUCUUUCUCAGCAGCACUGAGACAUGCAGAGCUGGCCUGGGGAGCCCUUUGGGGGAGGCCUGCCUGCCCACCCCAUUCUUUCUUCUUUCCAGAGUUGUUGCAAGGGUGAGAUGUGCCAGCUGGCCACUCCAGGGCAUGGGGGCGUGGAGUUCUUUUGGCUCAGGAAAAGCAUUUUAAGGAAAACACCCCCCCCCACCCACGAUCAACACAUGAUAAUAAUAAAUAUAAUAAAAGUGAUGCUCUGACACCAAGUGCUUGGUGGUCGAUGAAAC